ACACACAAACGCCGGUUUUGUGAACUCACUUGACGAAAAGAAAGAGCGAGAAAAAAAAAGUUGCCAAAUCAAAGUGGUCACCGAGCCGAAGACCGUUGAGCCCAAGGUCAGCACCAAGGAGGCGCAGUGCCAGUCAUCGGACUGCGAGACUUCCCAGCAGGAGCCGGUCUCGCAAGUAAGCAUCCCGAAGGGCGCCCGUGUGGGGAUCUUCAAUGCCGAGGACUUCUUGUCGCGUGCUCAGAUGAACGACAAAAUCAACAACAUCUUGCGCUCGCCCACCAAGCCGCCCAACGGGGUGCGCCAGCGCUCCGUCUACACCAACAACCCAUCGCCGCAAGCAAGCUUGCGUGUCGGCAUGACUGGGGGGCAGCUGUCCCAACGCAUGAGCAACAUCUCGCUGUCCUCCGGCACGGACUCCGUGGGCCACAUGGAUCGCGGCAGCAGCUCCAGUCUCGCUAGCAGCGCCACCGUUGGCACCAACACCAUCACCAGCGGCAUUUCCAAGGAGUGCGCCAAUUACCCCGUCGGCAGUCAGUCGGCCCGUUCAUACGUCCAACUUCCGGGCAUACACAUUUCCAACCCUCUCCAGUACGGGCCAGAGAAUAUGCAGAAAAUAGACGCUGGCAAAAUGGCGCACAACGGCAAGGCACUCACAGGGCGCUACAAUGCCACGCCCACCUAUGGCUUCGACAACGAGCAGAACUACUGCCUGAAUUCAGAACAGUUGCCGUCUCCAAUGCCCCCUCCACCAUACGCCUUGGCACGCGUGAGCAGCACACGCAACUUUGAGCUCGAGAACCACACACCGCCGGCAUGUCCCGGCUCUGGACCCAUUGCCAUGACGAACGGCACCAUCCAGUUGCUCUAUCACGCAACUGCAGCAACUCGGCUUUGAUCCACCCCAAUGGACGCAUCUUGCAGAGCGGCGCUAAAGUCGAAAUAGUCAGCUACGACGGCAUGAAGGGCAAUAACUUUG
Molecule: messenger RNA, 976 nt
Organism: Drosophila miranda
Lineage: Eukaryota; Metazoa; Arthropoda; Insecta; Diptera; Drosophilidae
Exons: 3
Coding region: 242-895 (217 amino acids)
Source: RefSeq, a predicted model, not a curated record